GCACCUUUAAAGUAAAACCGUUACUAAACGAAAAUUUUCAUGAAUUGAGUUAUCAAUGCCAUCUAUGUAAAAUAUACGUAAACUACAACAUAAACUUGUCAUUUUUGUAAAAUAUUGUAUUUUACGCCACCUAGCGGUAAAUUAAAGCGUUACUAAACCGAGUUAUGAUCGGCUCGCGAAAUACAAUAUUGUGUCUAUAUCAGUAAGAACAUGUUCGUAGAAGAGUGAUAACGGAAGUUUAAAGUAACAGUGUUAUUAUUUGGAUAAACACGGCUGUAAGUCACAGAAAAGGUCAUGGCGUAUUUACGGAACCCACGUUUGUCACGCAUUUUGGAGGCUAUGGAAUCUAAGAAAGAUUCCGUAAGUACUGAAAACCCCAAACUAAUAUCCAUGGACGACCUGGAUUAUAAUUUUUCACGCGAUGCAAAUCCGAUUACUGUCGAUACUUGUAGAUCUCCUUCUUUAUUACAAGAACAAGCACUACCUCAGUCCGUUAGUCAUACUAUGGAAGCUGAUGUUCAACCAGUUGAUGACGGAAUACCAAAUCCAUAUUUGAGCGGUACUGGUUUUCAAGAAUUAACUCCAGAAGAAGACCUUACCAGACCAGGUCCUAGCAGUAGACCAAGAUCCAAUUCAACUAGCUCGAAAUCAUCUUCAAGUUCAUCAUCAACAAGUUCAUCUUCAUCAUCUUCAUCUAGUGCGUCUGAAUCGGGUAAGGACUUUUCCCCUGAUGAGGCAGAUUGUGAUCCUGAUUAUGUACCAGCAACCCCACCUAGGCGUGUAUUAUUUAGCCCCACUCCUCAAAAUAGUAUCUCUGUACAACUAGUUGAAGAAAAUAAUUUGGGUCCUCCAGAACAAAACAGAACUCCGAACAAACGAAGGCGUAAAGGAUUUCCAAAAGCAUCCGUGAGGCAAGAUGCUAAAAGACUUCGUAAUAGUGGGCAACAAUAUACUUCUGUGUCCCAGUUAAAAAAAGUCAUGCCAAAGAAGCAGAUAGGACCCCCAUGUGGGGAAAAAUGUAGACUAAAGUGCAGCGAAUUGAUCAAACAGGAAGACAGAGAAAUUAUUUUUGACAAUUAUUGGAAAAUGGGAGAUUUAUCUAGACAAAGAGAUUAUAUUGCAAAGUGUAUUAAUGUUAUUACACCUAAGUAUCAAUAUAAAGUACAUAAUAGCAAUAGAGGACCCAAACAUUCAUUUUCAUUCGAGAUUAACAAUAUUAAGCAUCGUAUCUGUAAAACAUUCUUCAAGAACACAUUGGCCAUUAAUAAUCGACCUAUUGCAACUGUAAUAGCAAAAAAGAACCAAGCGGGAACGAUUGAAGAAGAAAAAAGGGGUAAACAUGGAAAACAGUACAAAAUAAGCUCAGAUAUAAUUAAAGGAAUAAAAAACCACAUAGACUCAAUCCCAAGAAUUGAAUCUCAUUAUGUAAGACAACAAACGACUCGUGAAUUUAUUGAUGGGGGUAAAAACCUUACAGAUCUUUAUACCGACUACCAAACACAAUGCUUGAGUGAUGGUGUUGAAGCUGCUAAAAUUCAUACAUAUAGAAAAGUGUUUAAUGAAGAUUACAACAUUGGCUUUCACACACCUAAAAAAGACCAGUGCGAACUAUGCAUUAGCUUUAAAAACGCUGUUGAUAAAACAAUAGAAUUACAAAACAGAUACGACCAACACCAGCUUGAAAAAGAAUUAUGUCGCCAGGAAAAGUCAAAUGACAAAACAAUGGUUAAGGAAAACUACAUUGUUGCCUGUUAUGACCUCCAGGCAGUGUUGCCUCUUCCGAAAGGAGAUGUUUCUACUUUAUAUUACAAGUGUAAGCUCAAUGUUUGUAAUUUUACUAUAAGUGAAUUAGCGAAAGACUAUUGUGAUUGUUUUGUCUGGAGCGAGGUCGAGGCAUUAAGAGGAGCUAACGAAAUAGCAACGUGUGUUUGGAAGUAUUUGACAAAGAGGGCAUCAGAAAUAAAUGACAAUAAUUUACGAAUCACAUUUUAUUCUGAUAAUUGCUGUGGUCAGCAAAAGAAUAAGUUUAUGUUUUCUAUGUAUUUAUAUGCCUUAUCUGUUCUUAAAAUUAAGUCUAUUACGCACAAAUAUUUAAUUAGUGGGCACACACAAAACGAAAACGAUUCUGUUCACUCUGUGAUAGAAAAAGCCGUUAAAAAGUGCUUACGUUCUGGUCCUGUGUACACACCAGAUCAAUACGUGGCCAUUAUCAGAACUGCACGAAAGAAAGGCAAUCCUUACAAUGUUACCGAAAUGUGCUAUUCAGACUUUGUUGAUAUAAAAAAUCUUACAGAGAUAUGCGGUGCUCAAUUUUCAAAAAAUACUGAAGGCGGAACAGUUAAAAUGAGUGACAUUAAAAUAAUGAAAUUUGAAAAACAUCAAGAUUUCAACCACGUUGGCAUUUAUUAUAAAACUUCCUACUCGGAUACAGAUUUCAAAGAAAUACAAUUCCGUAACAAUCGUUCGUCUCGAACACGUACUAGCACUGAUCUUCAAGAUUUCCAGUUGAAGCCUUUAUAUCAGUCUAGAUUAAAAUUAAGUGAUAGAAAAAACAGCGACCUAAAGAGUUUAAUUAACAGUAAUAUAAUACCACAGAGUUACGCAUUGUCAUAUUACAACAGCAUCUUGUUUUAGCAAUACUAAAACGAGAUGUUAUUGUAAUAAGACAACUUAUUAUUGAUGAUUAUUGAUUUAGAAAAACAAUAAGUAUAACAUUAUUUUUAAGUUUUUUACGAGAUUAAUUUUUUAUAUAACAUUUUAUAUGGCAAUAGGUUUGCCUCAUUAUUCUAAUUAAGUGAUACCUACAAGUCAACAUAACUUUGAUUAGCCCUGAGUAGCUUUUGUGGAUAGGGAAAUAAUGCUGUGAUUGUAACUUUGUUAAAUUAAGUAAAAUGCUAUUUCCAAUUGGUUUGUUCCUCGUCAAACUGAUUGUAAAAAUGUAAUAAGAUACAUAACAAGUAGUUAAUAUAGUAAGAUACGUACAUGCUGUGAUUUAAAGGUACAAAUUUCUCAAGACUGAUUGAUAAAUAACUAUGCCAAAUGAUUGUAUGGAUCUCUCUUUAAAUUAUAAUAAAACACUAUUAAUUUUGGAAUGUUUUUUUAUUUGGUAAUAUUAUAAC
Papilio machaon (common yellow swallowtail) is the source of this 3119-nucleotide messenger RNA. Its product is annotated as putative protein TPRXL. The transcript has 2 exons. The coding region runs from base 295 to 2634 and encodes 779 amino acids. Lineage: Eukaryota; Metazoa; Arthropoda; Insecta; Lepidoptera; Papilionidae. The record is from RefSeq and is a predicted model, not a curated record.